AUGUACGGGUGCACCCUUCCCUCUUCUCCACCAUCCAUGAAGUUUGUGGCGCUUAUUUCGGGCGGCAAGGACUCGUUUUUUAACAUCUUGCACUGUGUGCAGAACGGCCACGAGCUUGUGGCGCUUGCCAACUUGCAUCCGGCCGAUGCCAGCGUCAACGAAACCGACUCGUUCAUGUUCCAGACCGUGGGCCACGACAUCAUCGACUUCUACCGCGACUGUGUGCCCGAGAUCCCGCUCUACCGGAAGGCUUUGAAUGGCGGCUCCACCAAUGUCAGCUUGGAGUAUGUUCCGACGCCGCACGAUGAGAUAGAAGACCUCUUGGAGCUUUUGCAAGAAGUGAAGCGGAAACAGCCGGACGUGGAGGGCGUCAGCUGCGGCGCAAUUCUCUCCCACUACCAGCGCACGCGGGUCGAAAACGUCUGCGACCGCUUGGGGCUCACGUCUUUGGCGUACUUAUGGCAACGAGACCAGGCAGAACUCAUGAGGGAGAUCUGCGGCCUGGGGCUUGACGCCCGCUUGAUCAAGGUGGCGGCGAUCGGGCUCAAUGAAAAGCACUUGGGCAAGCCGCUCGCAGAAAUGUAUCCGAUUCUCACCAAGCUCAACCAGAUGUACGAUGUGCAUGUAUGUGGAGAAGGCGGCGAGUUUGAGAGCUUGGUGUUUGAUGCGCCGUUUUUCCAGAGGAAAUUGGCCCUUGCGGCGCUGGAGCCCGUGCGCCACUCGUCCGAUGCUCUGUAUCUCCGGAUGAAGAUUACCGUGGAGGAGAAAAAUCAACAAGUCAACCAGGAAAACAUCCCCACGCCUCCGCUUUUGCUGGAGAACUUUGCGGAGAUUGCAGAGAUACAGCUGCCUCCCAUCACAGCAGACACAGCUGUUCCCAGUGCCAGUUUCCGGGUGUCUCCUCGCGUUUCCAAGCUGGGCGGCCGUCUUUUCAUUUCCAACCUCGUCAGCACAAAAGAUUCCAUCGAGGACCAGACGUCUGAUGCGCUCGAACAGCUCCGGCUGGAAAUCUGCGCCAGAGGGUACACAAUGGCCAAUGUCCAGCACGUUUGCCUUCUAGUAAGUGACAUGGCCCACUUUAGCCGGGUCAAUUCUGUCUACGGCAAGUUCUUCGAAGAGAUCCACUUGCCCCCAUCUCGUGUAUGUGUUGAGACGGUAUUGCCGCAGCCGUACAGAAUCCAAAUGUCUUGUGUGGUGAUGCCACUCGAGCACGAAAAAAUGGGUAUCCACAUCCGUUCUCGGUCCUACUGGGCGCCGCAAAAUAUCGGGCCCUACUCGCAGGCUAUAGUUGACCACAGAGGGAAAUUCAAAAACGCCACGCUCUCGGGCCAAAUCCCGCUAGUGCCAGCAUCAAUGCAGUUGGAUACAUCCAUGUCCAAUACGGAGUCUGCUGUUCUUGCUCUUCAGCAUCUUUACCGAGCAAAGACUUUGGUGGAUGUCAAGCAGUUUUCUGAGGCCAUCUGUUUCGUCACGAACCCUGCUUUGGCCCCGCUACUGGCUCAGAUCUGGCAACUGUAUGUGGACGACGUGGAAUAUGGCCAGGAUUUCUACAAUCGCUUGUUGAUUGUUCAGGUGACCAACUUGCCCCGCAAUGCCAAUGUGGAGUGGGGAGGAUCUACGUUUGAAAAAAUCAGAGACAUGUACGAGGACGAAGAGGAAACCGGCACGUCUUUGUCGUACGACGACAUAACCGAAAAGUUCAAGACGUCGGUUGUUGCAGGCGGCGACACGAACCUCGUGAAACUAGUUACAGAUGACAUUUCGGCUGUGAUUGAGUUUUUGAGAAACCCUCGCAUCCAAGACUCUUAUGUUCGAGUCAUUGCAGGACUCGAUGAUAUCCACAGAUUGACCAACAUGGGCCUUUCUGCCGAAUGGAUACCUGUUUUGAAAGUUUGGGAUAGUGACGCCACGCCAUGCUCUUUUGCACUUCUAUGGGUUGAAUAA
Molecule: messenger RNA, 1944 nt
Organism: Clavispora lusitaniae ATCC 42720
Lineage: Eukaryota; Fungi; Ascomycota; Pichiomycetes; Serinales; Metschnikowiaceae
Product: diphthine--ammonia ligase
Biological process (GO): protein histidyl modification to diphthamide
Molecular function (GO): diphthine-ammonia ligase activity
Source: RefSeq, a predicted model, not a curated record